Molecule: messenger RNA, 903 nt
Organism: Lizanozyma spartinae
Lineage: Eukaryota; Fungi; Ascomycota; Pichiomycetes; Serinales; Debaryomycetaceae
Gene: TRM8
Product: tRNA (guanine46-N7)-methyltransferase
Exons: 1
Coding region: 1-903 (300 amino acids)
Biological process (GO): RNA (guanine-N7)-methylation; tRNA methylation
Cellular component (GO): tRNA methyltransferase complex
Molecular function (GO): tRNA (guanine(46)-N7)-methyltransferase activity
Source: RefSeq, a predicted model, not a curated record
AUGUCAGAGGUGAGAAAACACAACGAGCUUGGCUCUCGUAGAAAGGCUUACCGAGAAAUCCAACAAGAAACUCGAAAGAAGGCCAAGUCCACUCGUUUCCAAGAUGAUUCAUCAAUUUCUAAGUCUGGAUCAGAAGAACCCAUCAGUGCCAGUGAGCUGAAUAAAAACCAGAUAGAACUUCCCAGAAAACGGUUCUACCGUCAAAGAGCACAUUCAAAUCCCUUUUCUGACCAUUGUCUUGAUUAUCCAACGUCUCCUGAUUCUAUGGAGUGGAAGAAUAUGUACCCUGGAUUCUAUGAUAAAGAACGCGAUGAGAUGACUUCGCAGGUGGAGAUAGCGGACAUAGGCUGUGGAUACGGUGGACUUAUGAUUAAAUUAGCACCUGAAUUUCCCCAACAAUUGAUCUUGGGAAUGGAGAUUAGAGUUCAAGUUACUCAAUACGUUGAAGACAGAAUCAUAGCUUUAAGAGAACAAAACCAACACACAAAUGGUUACCAAAAUAUCUCGGUUUUAAGAGGUAAUGCCAUGAAAUUUAUACCCAACUUCUUCCAUAAGGGCCAGCUUCAAAAGAUGUUCUUUUGCUUCCCUGACCCCCAUUUCAAACAACGAAAGCAUAAGGCUCGGAUCAUCACCAAUACCUUAUUAUCGGAAUAUGCCUAUGUGUUGAGAGAGGGUGGAAUAGUGUAUACCAUCACUGAUGUUGAAGAUUUACAUUUGUGGAUGGUUAAGCAUCUAGAAGCACACCCAAUGUUUGAGAGGUUAAGUAAAGAAUGGGAGCAACAGGAUAAAUGUGUUGAGAUCAUGUAUAACGCUACUGAAGAAGGUCAAAAAGUGACUCGGAACAAGGGAAGUAAAUUUGUUGCGUGUUUUAAGAGAUUGCCAACACCUGAAGAUACUGAAUAG